Messenger RNA from Cimex lectularius (bed bug), 3645 nucleotides. Its product is annotated as brain tumor protein-like. The transcript has 3 exons. The coding region runs from base 317 to 2833 and encodes 838 amino acids. Lineage: Eukaryota; Metazoa; Arthropoda; Insecta; Hemiptera; Cimicidae. Gene Ontology annotation, biological process: negative regulation of translation. Gene Ontology annotation, molecular function: translation repressor activity; zinc ion binding; protein binding. The record is from RefSeq and is a predicted model, not a curated record.
UUUCAGUUUAGUCCCUGUCUAGAGUACGAAGGUAGCACAAGUUCUAUACCGAACACCUUGGAUCGUACAACUACCACCCCCCCCCUUUUCAAGAAAAACUAGCAUCGAUAGUGCACCUAAUUUUUGUAUGAGACCAUAAUUUUUAUUUGAAGGGAUUUCUUAUUGCAGGAUGGACUUGCACAAUGUUGACCGCAUCGUGUUGAAGACAUCCUCUCUUGGUCUGAAAAUAUUAUACACCGGCAUCUAUUAAACGAAAAAUACCCAGGCUGUCCACAGAUUCAUAUUUAUACAAACGUAUUCUCCUUACGAUGUGAUCAUGGAAUCUCCUACUCCUUCCAUAGAUUCUUUAGCUGGAAUCAACUGUGUUGGCUCACAACUAGAUCAAGAAUUCACAUCGUCAUCUUACACAACUAGUAGCGAUUCUCCUGUCACAGUAUCGCCUACAACAUCAGUCAUCAGUAGUAGCAGCAUUGGAAGUAGCGUACAGUUCAACACUAGAUGUGGUCUAUGUCAUGAGACAUUUGUCAAUCCCAAAGUAUUACCUUGUCUCCAUACAUACUGCCAAGCCUGCCUUGAAAGAAAUCAAGAACAUCCAGAUAAGCUUACGUGCCCUCGUUGCCAACAAGAGUGUCCCUUGACAUCAAAAGGAAUAUCAGCAUUACUGCCAGACUUUGCAAUUCGAACUGUAAUUGACUCGUCCGACGAACCUAAGGUAUUUUGUACUAGUUGCAAAAGUAAAACUACUGACGCAGUUGCAAGGUGCUACGAUUGUAAAAAUUUUCUGUGUCCUAAUUGCGUAAUGGCUCAUCAAUUUAUGCAUUGCUUCGAAGGACAUCGGGUGAUGACUUUGUCAAAUGACGCUGUCAAAGAUGACUCUAAAAAUGGCCUUAUUUCACCAUCGGAAAAAGUAAUAUCCUGCCCAAGACAUAAAAUGGAAGUUUUGAAAUAUUUUUGCAGAUCAUGCAACAUACCUGUGUGCAAAGAGUGCACACUAAUUGACCAUCCUGCGGGGAUUCAUGAGUGUGAGCAUUUGACUGAUGUAGGAGCAAAGCAUGUCGAUCUCCUAAAUCAGACAGUUCAAGAAAGCAAAUCAAAAGCGACUGAUAUUCGAAAUAUGUUAAAAACUCUAGAGCAUUCAUCAGGGAGGCUACAAGUUCAAUAUCAUAAGGCUCAGAAUGAAAUCAAUGAUACAUUCCAGUUUUAUAGGUCUAUGCUAGAAGAAAGAAAGCAGGAACUACUUAAAGAAUUAGAAAGUGUGUUCUCUGCUAAACAGAUGUCUUUAAGUGUGUUUGGACAGAAGGCGCAAGACACAGUCGAUAGAAUUUAUCAAGCUUGUGAAUUUUAUGACAGACUGACAAAACAUGGAAGCAUUGCUGAGUGUCUUAUGUUCAAAAAGUUGAUAGAAUCAAAACUGCAGGGAUUAACAUCUUUCAAUGUGGAUGCAAAUAUUCAGACCGCUUAUGAUUUAGAAUUUGUUUCCAAUUAUCAGGCUAUUCAAGUAGGAGUAAGGAAUACUUUUGGGUACGUUAGAUCUAGUAGUGAAGUAAACCUUGGUCCGAGUAAACAGCCCCCAAUAGCGAGACCUAUUAAUGGGAUACACCUAAAUGGAAACAGUUCAUCGAUAAAUGGCACUGUAACAUCGUCUUCGACAAUUCACAAUUCUGGUAAUGGAAAUAUGAGCAUUAAUACUUUAAAUGGAGUUCUUGACCGCCCUUAUACCAACGGAAUCACAAGUGGAAACACCCAAUUUGAAUCUAACAUUAUAUCAAAAAGAUUUAGUACAGCGAAUUCAUUGGGGCCUUUUUCGACUUCAGUUAGCGAUUUGAAUCUUAAUGGUGUUAACUCUUAUGAAAAGUGGUCAAAUGGUGGUGCUGAUAUUUUCCAAAACGGCUCUUCUGACCAUUAUCCACUUUCACUAUCAAGUCAUGGAGAUUCUGUUAUUGAUAUUAGUUCCAAACUUCUAUCAACAUCUAUAUUUCCACCCAAAUCACAGAUUAAAAGACAAAAAAUGAUUUAUCAUUGCAAAUUUGGUGAAUUUGGCGUUUUGGAGGGGCAAUUUACAGAGCCAAGUGGUGUUGCUGUCAAUGCUCAAAAUGAUAUAAUUGUUGCAGACACUAAUAAUCACCGUAUACAAAUAUUUGAUAAGGAAGGACGAUUCAAAUUUCAGUUUGGUGAAUGUGGAAAACGGGAUGGACAGUUGCUUUACCCAAAUAGAGUAGCAGUUGUAAAAACAUCUGGAGAUAUAAUUGUUACAGAAAGAUCACCAACACACCAAAUUCAGAUAUACAACCAAUACGGACAGUUUGUCAGAAAAUUUGGGGCCAAUAUUCUACAACAUCCAAGAGGUGUAACUGUGGACAGCAAGGGAAGGAUUGUCGUUGUCGAAUGUAAAGUUAUGAGAGUUAUUAUAUUUGACCAAUCAGGAAAUGUGCUACAAAAAUUUGGUUGUUCAAAACAUCUUGAAUUUCCAAAUGGUGUUGUUGUAAAUGACAAACAAGAAAUAUUCAUAAGUGAUAAUAGAGCACAUUGUGUAAAAGUAUUCAAUUAUGAAGGGGUAUUUUUGAGACAAAUUGGAAGUGAAGGCGUCACAAACUACCCUAUUGGGGUUGGGAUCAACUCAGCGGGUGAAAUUCUGAUUGCUGACAAUCACAAUAACUUCAAUUUAACAAUAUUCACUCAAGAUGGACAGUUGGUAUCUGCAUUAGAAAGUAAGGUAAAGCAUGCUCAAUGCUUUGAUGUCGCCUUGAUGGAUGAUGGGUCUGUCGUACUUGCAAGUAAAGAUUACAGGUUAUACAUUUACAGAUACGUUCAGAUUCCUCCGAUAGGACUAUAAAAUCCUAAACAUAUCCAUGGUAUUUUUAAAAUUAAGAUUGUGUUAACAAUAUUAAAACCAUUCCUGACACUUUGUUGGUGCAUUUAUUUAAAAUUAGGAAUGGUGUGUGUUCAUUUCAGUUUUACUUCCUGGAUAAAAUAUUUAUUUUUACAAGUAAUUGUCCAAUUGUUAAAAGAUAAACAAGUGUUGAUAAACUGUCAUUUUAUUUAUAUAAAUAUCAAACAAAUUAGAAUUAGUAUUUGUUUAUAUGUCAGACUUAGGAUAUAGGCACCUAUCAUUGAAUUGGAUUUUUUUAUAUAUAUUGUGACAAACAUAAAUGAUUUAUGUGUGACCACUUUUAAAAUGUCACAAAUUUGUUGUGCGAAAAAAGAUUUAUAAGAUUUAUGUGUGUUAUUCAUAUACAGCUGGAUGGUAGUCAAAAGACAACUAUUUAUGGAAAGGGCAGAAAAAUCAUUAGCUUACAUCUCACUAAUUGUUAUUUGGAUAUCUCAGUCUAAACAUAAUUUUUAAAAGUUUCAUUAGUGAUCAGUCUAAGACUUUUAGCAACCUAUGGACUGCACUUAAAAUUCACUAAGUAUUAUGGUAGAAUAUAAUUAGGGAAUUUCAAGUAACAAUCAAUUAUUACAUCACACCUUAUCUGGUUUGUGAUUGGGAUGACCCUAAAAAUGGGGCAAUAUUUUUGUAUUUUAGUAGUAUUUACUAUCCUUUGUUAAGAUAUCAUAACUUUGUUACAAAAAAUGAAAUAAAAUGAAAACUGGCGACACCAACAUUGUUGAGCGAUGUAAGAAAUGCGCACCCUAGUCACAGUUAGU